AUGACUAUCGACCAACAGAAUCCCCCACAUCAAUCCUUCCCAAAUGGAUCAGCUCAAGGGCAACCCAUCACAUAUGUGAAUUCAGAACUCACUGCUGUGGAACAAGCCAAACCUGGCCGUAAAGUUCAACUUCCCUUUGGAUUUGGGCCUAUACCUAAGGAACAUUCCAACAAGACAAUCUUCUUUUUCGAUAUUGACAAUUGCUUGUACCCUAAAUCGACUCGUAUAUUUGAAAUGAUGCAAGAUAAGAUCCAUGACUAUUUCAAAUACAAUCUUCAAUUAAAUGACGAGGACGCCUAUAGAUUACACCAUGAUUACUACAAGACGUAUGGUUUGGCAAUUGAAGGAUUAGUACGUAAUCACCAAGUUGACGCAUUGGAUUACAAUUCCAAAGUCGAUGAUGCGUUAGAUUUGCAUGCUGUGUUACGCUACGACAAACCAUUAAGAGACACACUUUUAAAAGUAAAAGAGUCGGGUAAAUUUGAUUAUUUUUGGUUGGUAACAAAUGCAUACAAGAACCACGCAUUAAGAGUGAUUAGUUUCCUCGGAAUCGGUGAUUUAUUCGAAGGAUUGACAUAUUGUGAUUAUUCACAAGUCCCCAUUGUAUGUAAACCAAUGAAACAAUACUUUGUCAAUGUAUUUGACUUGACCCAAUUGGAUUAUGAAGAUAAGGCUGUGUUGGCCAAACAGUGGUUUAUCGAUGAUAGUGAACUCAAUGUCAAGGCUGCUUAUGAUUUGGGUGUAGGCCAUGUGAUUCAUUAUGUUGAACAUGAUGAAGAUAUUUCCAAGUUGAAACGAAAGGAUGAUUUCGCAAAGUAUUACGGAGAGGGAGCUAUUGGUUCCAACAUUCAAAUUUUAAGCAACCUUUGUGACUUGCCUAAGCUCGUAAGUAAAUAG
Molecule: messenger RNA, 897 nt
Organism: Lodderomyces margitis
Lineage: Eukaryota; Fungi; Ascomycota; Pichiomycetes; Serinales; Debaryomycetaceae
Product: nucleotidase
Exons: 1
Coding region: 1-897 (298 amino acids)
Biological process (GO): pyrimidine nucleobase metabolic process; nucleotide catabolic process
Molecular function (GO): nucleotidase activity
Source: RefSeq, a predicted model, not a curated record